AUGUUCAAUGCCUUGAACGGUAUGGGUGGUGCAGGUCAGUCUGAUCCCAAAACUACCAAUGAUGCAAACACUGCCUUAGCAGUUACCUUUACUGUUUGUUCCUUAAUUGGUGCCCCUGUUUUCAAUAUCUUUGGUCAUCGUAUUCUUGUUCCUGCUGCACUUGCCUAUCUUCUCUAUGUGGGUUCUUACCUUACAACAAACGCUGCAUUCACAAUUGCUACUGGUGCCAUUCUUGGUAUCGGUGCCGGUUUCUUAUGGACAGCUCAAGCCGGUAUCAUGAUGUCUUAUCCUGACGAAAAAGAUAAGGGUAAAGCCUUUUCGAUCUUUUGGAUGGUUUUUAAUUUAGGCGCCACUGUUGGUGCUGCCAUUCCAUUGGGUAACAACUUUACCAACGAUGAUGGUGCAAACACUGUCAAGAUUGGCACUUACAUUGGUUUCAUGUGUAUCAUGGGUUUUGGUGCCUUCCUCUCUUUAGCUCUCUUACCCGCACACAAAGUCAUUCGCUCCAAUGGUUCUCCUGUAUCCCUUCAUAAAUUCUCCAACUGGAAACGAGAGGCUGCCGAAAUCUUCAAGUUAUUUCUGGACUGGAAAAUGAUUUGUUUAAUCCCUCUGUUUGCUGGUUCAAACUGGUUUUACACCUAUCAAUUUCAAGUUUAUAACGGUGGUGGCUAUUUCACGCUUCGUGCUCGUUCUUUAAAUAAUUUAUUGUACUGGCUUUUCCAAAUUAUUGGCGCUGGUGUCUUUGGUUGGUUGCUCGAUUGGGCUAAACUCGGAAAUCGUAAAACGCGUGCUAUUCUCGCCAAUACCUUUAUUUUAGCUGUCUUGUGUGCUUCUUGGAUUGGUUGUAUCUUUGUCCAAAGAAACUUUACCUACGAUAGUGUCAAGGUCAAGGGUUAUGUCCAAGAAGAUAUCUAUUCUCCCAAUUAUGCUGGUUAUGUCAUCCUCUACGCUGUCUUUGGUUUCGUUGAUGCUAUCUAUCAAGGCUUUAUUUACUGGUUGCUUGGUACAAUGACAAAUGACACCGAACGUGCUUCCAGAUACGGUGGAUUCUAUAAGACCAUCCAAAAUGCCUUUGCAGCUGUUUCAUCUCAAGUGGAUGCAGUGCAUACACCUUUUAUGACACAAGUUUAUAUUAACUUUGCAUUGGAAGGUGUGGGACUUCUCUUGACCUAUAUUGUUUGUUUCAAGGUGACAGAUGUCACGGUGGAACAGGUGGAUAACUUGAUUGAUGGUCAUACUCCCGAAGUCAUGGUCGGUGGUCAAAUCGAAACCAUUGAAGAUGGUGGAAGUAUGGAAAAGAACAAUUAUACUAUUUCUCAUUCCUCUUAA
Mucor mucedo is the source of this 1329-nucleotide messenger RNA. Its product is annotated as major facilitator superfamily domain-containing protein. The transcript is spliced from 2 exons. Lineage: Eukaryota; Fungi; Mucoromycota; Mucoromycetes; Mucorales; Mucoraceae. Bases 1 to 1329 code for a protein of 442 amino acids. The record is from RefSeq and is a predicted model, not a curated record.